UAUGGGGGUUAUGGGCUGGGCAUUGCUGGGAUUUGUGGAAUUCCCUGGGAUGUUCAGUGCCAUUCCUGCCAUUCCUCUUCCUCCUUUCCCAGGGGGUCUCCUGGUGGGAUUCCCUGAGGAUCCCCCUCCCAGCCGGAUCCUGCCGGGCCCCGAGCUGGAAUUUUACAUCCGGAGCUUCCAGAAAUCCGGAUUCAGGGGGCCCCUGAACUGGUACCGGAACAUCCAAACCAACUGGAACUGGGCCCUCUCCGCCAGGGACAGGAAGAUCCCACUGCCGGCAUUGAUGGUGACGGCCGGGAAGGACCCGGUGCUGCAUCCCAGCCUCAGCAAGGGCAUGGAAAACUGGAUCCCGCGGCUGCGCCGGGAGCACCUGGAGGAAUGCGGCCACUGGACGCAGAUGGAAAGGCCGGCGGAGGUCACCAGGAUCCUGCUGGAGUGGCUGGAAGGGCUCCCGCCGGACCCCCCUUUUCCCAGGAAUUCCCGGCUGUGAAUGGGACCUUUCCCGACUUUUCCCUUCCCUUCC
Messenger RNA from Neopelma chrysocephalum (saffron-crested tyrant-manakin), 523 nucleotides. Its product is annotated as bifunctional epoxide hydrolase 2-like. Gene Ontology annotation, biological process: phospholipid dephosphorylation; cholesterol homeostasis. The transcript is spliced from 5 exons. Gene Ontology annotation, molecular function: magnesium ion binding; lipid phosphatase activity. Lineage: Eukaryota; Metazoa; Chordata; Aves; Passeriformes; Pipridae. The record is from RefSeq and is a predicted model, not a curated record. The coding region runs from base 2 to 490 and encodes 162 amino acids. Gene Ontology annotation, cellular component: peroxisome.